Messenger RNA from Prorocentrum cordatum, 524 nucleotides. Lineage: Eukaryota; Dinophyceae; Prorocentrales; Prorocentraceae. The record is from the annotation of a GenBank genome assembly.
GCUCCUCCUGCGCGGCACGGGGCACCGCAGCGGCGGCCGGAUCGCCGUGCAGUGUGUUGUUCCGCUCGCUGGCGGCCGCGCGGCAGCAGGCCAGGGUCGGUGCCCCGCCCUUGGCUGCGCGCCUCCCGGCGGUGCCCUUCGCGGCCGCUGGCGCUGUCCAGACCCGCGCGUUCGGCGGCUGGGGCAGCAGGAAGCCCGGGCCGCCAGCGCAGCAGAGCACGUUCGCGCCGUACCCCAUGACGCCGUACGGCAUCAAGACCAGCAGGGCCUACAGGGAGUCCAAGAAGGCGGCGCGCAAGGCCGCCGAGCGGGCCCGCCGGGCGGCCGAGGAGAAGGGCAUGCUCCUGGACCCGAAGAAGAACUUGCGGAUGGAGCUGAAGCGUAACUCUGGCAUCGGCUGGUACCGCGCCAUGCAGAUAGUCAAGCACCUGGAGAUGCACGAGAACGGGAAGGGCCCUCCCAUUGACCAGGCCAUGCGGGAACGCAUCACUCGGAUCGCGAGGGUCGUGCGCAUGGGCAAGUGA